UUUUAAUUUAUUCAUCAUGAGUGAUGAGAAGAAGUACAUUACGGCUGAGGAAUUGAAGAAACAUAACAAGCAAGAUGAUUUAUGGAUUUCAAUACAAGGGAAAUGUUACAAUGUUACAGAUUGGGUGAAGGAACAUCCAGGUGGCGAUAUUCCUAUACGUAGUUUGGCUGGACAAGAAGCAACUGAUGCAUUCAUUGCUUUUCACCCAGGUACUGCUUGGAAAUAUCUUGACAAAUUUUUUACCGGAUAUCAUCUUAAAGAUUACGAGGUUUCUGAGGUGUCUAAGGAUUUCAGGAAACUUUGUACUGAAUUUGCAAAAGCCGGGAUGUUCGAAAAAAAAGGGCAUGGGGUGAUUUAUUCAUUAUGCUUUGUGACAUUGUUGAUAUCAUUGAGUUUCUGUGGUGUUUUGUUGAGUAACAGUUUCUUGGUUCACAUGCUCUCUGGUGGAAUAUUGGGAUUCUCUUGGAUGCAAAUCUCUUAUUUGGGUCAUGAUUCUGGACAUUACUUGAUCAUGACGACUCGUGGAUUCAACAAAAUGGCGCAGAUUCUUACAGGAAAUUGCCUUACAGGGAUCAGCAUUGCUUGGUGGAAAUGGACACAUAACGCACACCAUGUCGCAUGCAAUAGCCUAGAUCAUGACCCUGAUCUGCAGCACUUGCCAGUUUUCGCUGUCUCUUCCAAGUUUUUCAAAUCACUGCAAUCUAGCUUUUAUGGAAGGGAGCUUACAUUUGAUUCCAUAUCCAAAUUCUUUGUGAGUUAUCAACAUUUCACGUACUAUCCUAUAAUGUGUGUCGCGAGGGUAAAUCUAUUUGUCCAGACAUUCUUGUUAUUGUUCUCAUCGAGAAAAGUGCCAGACAGGGCUUUUAACAUAUUGGGGAUUCUUGUUUUCUGGACUUGGUUUCCUCUUCUUGUUAGCACAUUGCCUAAUUGGACAGAAAGGGUGUUAUUUGUGCUAAUAAGUUUCUGUGUCACAUCACUCCAACACAUUCAAUUCACUCUUAACCAUUUCGCGGCUGAUGUCUACGUUGGACAACCAGAGGGGAAUGAUUGGUUUGAGAAACAAACAAGUGGUACUAUCGAUAUUGCCUGUUUUUCUUGGAUGGAUUGGUUCUACGGAGGAUUACAAUUCCAACUUGAACAUCAUUUGUUCCCAAGGCUGCCUAGAUGCCAUCUGAGGAAAAUAUCUCCAAUUGUUCAAGAUUUGUGCAAAAAACAUAACUUGCCAUAUAGGAGUUUGUCCUUUUAUGAGGCUAAUGUUUGGACAAUUAGGACUCUAAAAACAGCAGCAAUGCAAGCCAGGGGUCUGCUCUGGGAAGCUGUUAAUACUCAUGGUUAAUAUUUGGAGUUGAGAAUUUUCACAAAUAAGUACUAAAAGUCCUCUAGUAUGUUUAUAAGCAACGUUUCUAUUUUAAUUUAUGUUGGGUCUAUUUUGCUGUGUGGAUAUGGGAUUUCGUUUCAAGCAACACCUUGGAUCUGCUGCAGCAUAUAUUUAUGCAAAAAAUAUGGUUUUGGUUCGUUUGUUUUUAUUGUUUGGCACAUGUAGUCUGGCUUCUUUUGUUGGUUUCUAUUGGAGCCCGGCUAAUUGGAAUUCCCAUGGGUAAGUCCCAUUAAAGGGGGAAGCACGCUCCCUAACAAGAUUUUUCCAUAUCAGAGCUCAAACUCUAAAGCUCUUGUUAAUGAUGGAGGGAUACUAUUCAUUUCACUGCAACCCUCGUUGGUGGACAUAUAACUUGUUAUAAUGAUAUAGUUUCCAUUUCUUAAGUUUUGUUUUAUCUUUUCUUGUUCAUAUAUCAGAAUUCAGAAGUUACUCAUACUAUCUUUUCUCUUUGGUAAUAUAAGGGAAUGGCUCUUGGUUAUAGCGCCAGCGAUUCAUUAGAAA
This is a messenger RNA of Capsicum annuum, 1879 nucleotides long. RefSeq names its product delta(8)-fatty-acid desaturase. Gene Ontology annotation, molecular function: oxidoreductase activity, acting on paired donors, with oxidation of a pair of donors resulting in the reduction of molecular oxygen to two molecules of water. Lineage: Eukaryota; Viridiplantae; Streptophyta; Magnoliopsida; Solanales; Solanaceae. Gene Ontology annotation, biological process: lipid metabolic process. The record is from RefSeq and is a predicted model, not a curated record. The coding region runs from base 17 to 1336 and encodes 439 amino acids. The transcript has 2 exons. Gene Ontology annotation, cellular component: membrane.